GUAAUGUUUGCUCUGCUUGUCAAAAAAAUCAAUCAAUAAUUGAUAAUUGUUCGCAAAGUGUUUUAUUCAGUCUCCGGGCAUGGAUACUCCGUGCAAUUUGGUAUGAUGCACUCCCGGGCUGUGCCCAUCUAUGAGGUAGAAAUGUGCUCCAACAUAUCUGAAACGUUUCUCGAUGUGGAGUACAGACAAAAGGAUAAAUUGAUUUCCAAUAUUAACCUGAUCUUGGUCUUGGAUGAGAGUCAAGUGGAAUGGCUGGUGGAGGCGUCCAUACUCACGGGCGGAAUCGGCUGCAACUACACCACACUGCGAUUGAGCUGCAGCCAGCCCGAGGAAGCCAAAUUUACGGUACUCAUCUACGGACUACCCCGGCGGGACGCCUUAAAAAUAUAUCUAUCCUAAGCUAGAUCAGUCUUU
Drosophila obscura is the source of this 414-nucleotide messenger RNA. RefSeq lists its product as uncharacterized. The transcript has 3 exons. The coding region runs from base 103 to 399 and encodes 98 amino acids. The record is from RefSeq and is a predicted model, not a curated record. Lineage: Eukaryota; Metazoa; Arthropoda; Insecta; Diptera; Drosophilidae.